CAGGAAGGAGGCUAUAAACAUUGAAGUCUGUGAGUUUGAUACUGCAAUAAGAUGAUGAAACAGAGAAAAACAGAGGUUCUUUCUGGUUUGGUGUCAGUCAUCUGGCUCUCUUCAGUUGUCAUCAGUGAAGGUACAUUGGAACUUAAAACCAGUGCUGAGACAAAGGGUCAGUGCUGUCAGAAUGUGACCCUGCAGUGUGACAUCAUCUCCCUGAGACCACUCAACAUCCAUUACUUUUCCUGGAUAGAUAAAAUUGAAAGGAGGGAGCUGUGUGUGAUCAAUGCUACAGAUGUCGUGAUCUCUCCAGGGGUCCAGUGUGACAAGACGAACAACAGCCUCACAGUAACUCUGACUCAGUUGAGACCACACAGCCCAAGCAAAUACAUCUGCAAGCUACGCUCCAGCCUAGGGAUCAAAGCCACCAACAUCACUGUGACACAGCCCGAGUGCCUGUUUGAUGAGAACAAGCCUCAGGUUCAGUGCCAUUUCUUUGGAGUUAACCAAGAAGGUACAAUCCACUGGUACCUGGGCACUGAGAAUAUAACAGAGUCUGCCAAAACAGAGAGCCAGGAGGUUGAAAAUGGGCUGUUUAAUUUAACAAGUACUCUGCCAAUCCAGGCUAAGUCGGGGCCUUACAACUGUUGCCUGUGGAUACCUAGUAGUGGAAACUACCAAUCUUAUAAACUGCUGCCGGACAACAACUCUUCAUGGACAGUGACUGGGAGCAGACUGCUGUGGGUCCUCAUUUUCGUUGUACUCAAAAUAACAUAGAACUAAUAUACUCAACAGAAGGUUUUGAGGGUUUUUUGGCUACUGAUAACAGGGAUUUCUAUAUUUUUAUUACAAAACAUAAAUAGAA
Esox lucius (northern pike) is the source of this 859-nucleotide messenger RNA. RefSeq lists its product as uncharacterized. The record is from RefSeq and is a predicted model, not a curated record. Bases 52 to 771 code for a protein of 239 amino acids. Lineage: Eukaryota; Metazoa; Chordata; Actinopteri; Esociformes; Esocidae. The transcript is spliced from 4 exons.